AUGUGUGAUGAAGAGAAACCACAAUGCGGGCAAUGCACCAAGCAUGCCGUUGUUUGUGACUUCUCGACUAGGGAAUCGGUACCUGCGAGCUCAGUAUCCUCGAGCAACACCACUGCAACGACCUCGGGCAUCAACUCGGCACUGUUGAACCCAGAGACACCUACCGGAACACCACCGAUAAGCCAUGAUGAUGAAGCAUGGCACUGGCGACGGCUCCUGCCCAGCGACUUCGACCUCGCGAGCGCCUCGUCGCUCAACAUCGCCACCAACAAUCCCAUCGAGCCCCAACUCGAGCUCAACAUGACCGACCUCGAGCUCCUCCACCACUUCACCGUCACGACCGCCUACACCCUCAGCACAGCUCCCGAGCUGCAGACCUGGUGGCGAAUCGAAGUCCCGCACAUCGCCUUCUCCUACCCUUUCGUCAUGCGCGCCCUGCUCUCCCUCUCGGGCAUACACGUCGCGCACACGCUCCGCUCCUCCUCCUCCUCAUCCGCGGACAACAACACCACCGCUACGUCCCCACCAUCCGCAAUACAUCCCUCCCUCUUCCCCUCCGCCUCCUCUUCAUUCUCCUCCUCCUCCGUCACCUCCUCCUCCCACAACAACAACAACCACCCCGAGGAGCGCCGCCUCAAAGCCGCCGACCACAUCAACCGGGCCCUCUCCCAACGAGACCUCGCCCUCCGCACCGCCCACGCCGUGCUCCCCAACUGCACCACCGCCAUCACCGCCGACGGCACGAGCACCUCCCUCUCUUUAAACCCCCACAUCUUCCCGCCCCUCUACGUCUGCGCCGCACUCACGACCCUCAUCGCCUUCGCCUCCCAACGGCCGUUUAACAACGAUGAAGACAGCACCGCCGCUUCCAAUGCCGACGAUCCGAACGACCUCCUCCUCCUCACCAUCGGCGACAACAACAACGGUGGUCCCGGCACCAUCGCGCCCUGGCUCCGGCUGUCUCGGGACAUCAAGCACGCAGUAGAUAGUGUGGUAGCGGCGGCGGAAGCAGGAGGAGGAGGAGGAGACGGUAGUAGUGGUCGAGACAACAACAUCUUCAACCCCGACAGCAGCCGCAACAGAACCACCCUCCUCAUGAGCAACGCCGUCGGCAUGCCCCUCCGGAUCGCCCGGUCACACCCACGCCCACCACAACCACCACCGCCACCGCAAUCGCCCUCACCAUCGCCGCCUCCGCAGACGACGACCACCGGCGGUGGUACCUUCGCCCUCCGAUACGACCCCUGCUACGGCUGGAGCAACGGCCACAGCCCCGGUGACGACUACGGCAACGGCAACAGCGGUAACGGUAACGGCGACGGCAGCAGAGCAAGCAGCAGGCCAAGGAGAUCAGUCCGGGAGACGGACCCCGCGGUGGCCGCGGGCACCGAAGAGCUGAGCGCGCUGCGGCGCUGGUUCGUCGCGCUGUACGAGCAGCGCUACCAGCACAUCGGCGCCGCUCUUUCUCCAGACGAAGACAUAGCAGCAGUGGCGGAGGCCGCGGCGGACAAGGCGGACCUGGCGUCGCUGUGCGCGGCCAUCGAUGCGCUGGUGGAGGCGUACGCGGCGUUUGAUGGAAGGCUGGAUGGAGGAGGUGGUGGUGGUGGUGUUGUUGUUGAUAGUGAGGAUGACAUGACGGUGGGGAUGCGUGCGAUACUGGGGUGGGCGUGUAAUGGCGCUGGCGUGGACGAGCGGUUCCUGGAGAGGGCGACGCAGCGGGCGCCGGCGUUUUUGGUCGUGUUGGCGUUUUGGGGCGUCAUGGUGCACUGGGUGGAUGGUGGUGGUGGUGGUGAUGGAGAAAACCCGAGCGGGGGGUUGGGGCGGCAGGGUGGACAACAGCAACAGAGGUCCUGGUGGAUUGGUGGAUGGGGCAAAAAGUUGGUUGGGAGGGUGGAGGCGGCGGUUUCGGAGCAAGAGGCGGCGUUGGAGGGUGGAGGAGGAAGGCCGGAUGGUGGUGGGGGGAGUGAGGUGGAGGAUGAAGUGAAGAGGGACUGGCGGAGGUGGUUGAGGUGGCCGUUGGAGCAGGUUGGGACCGAGGGUGAGAGAGGAAGAGUAAGGGCGGUGGAUUGCGUGGUUAUUUGA
This is a messenger RNA of Lasiodiplodia theobromae, 2082 nucleotides long. Its product is annotated as C6 transcription factor. NCBI's taxonomy places the organism in Eukaryota, Fungi, Ascomycota, Dothideomycetes, Botryosphaeriales, Botryosphaeriaceae. Gene Ontology annotation, biological process: regulation of transcription by RNA polymerase II. Gene Ontology annotation, molecular function: zinc ion binding; DNA-binding transcription activator activity, RNA polymerase II-specific. The transcript has 2 exons. The record is from RefSeq and is a predicted model, not a curated record. The coding region runs from base 1 to 2082 and encodes 693 amino acids.